AUGGCGUCGGGGAGUUCAAGGUCAUUUCGGAGCAGGGAGUCUGCGCAGAAGAGGAGGAUUCUUUGUGGGCAUGGAGAGAGACCAGUGUUGCGAGUUUCCGGAACCAAAGAAAACUCAGGUCGCCGAUUCUGGGGCUGCGUCUACUAUGAGGUUAAUGAUGAAUGUCAGUUUUUUCGUUGGACAGAUCCAGAAGUUGGAAGCGAAGAUCUGCAUGUUGCAAGGUUGAAGAGGAAAGUCGUAGCCCUGAAGGCAGACGUGAAGGCAUUUGAGUGGAAGUUGAAGGUUGCUUGUGUGUUCGGCAUGGUUGGCUGGGUUGGUUGUAAUUUGGCAAUGAAGGUAGAAGUGGUUGGGAUGAAAUUUGACUGA
This is a messenger RNA of Arachis duranensis, 366 nucleotides long. RefSeq lists its product as uncharacterized. The transcript has 3 exons. Bases 1 to 366 code for a protein of 121 amino acids. Gene Ontology annotation, molecular function: zinc ion binding. Lineage: Eukaryota; Viridiplantae; Streptophyta; Magnoliopsida; Fabales; Fabaceae. The record is from RefSeq and is a predicted model, not a curated record.